Messenger RNA from Arabidopsis thaliana (thale cress), 934 nucleotides. It is a transcript of the gene GSTF11, whose product is annotated as glutathione S-transferase F11. The transcript is spliced from 3 exons. Gene Ontology annotation, molecular function: glutathione transferase activity. Gene Ontology annotation, cellular component: cytosol. Gene Ontology annotation, biological process: toxin catabolic process. The record is from RefSeq and is marked reviewed. Lineage: Eukaryota; Viridiplantae; Streptophyta; Magnoliopsida; Brassicales; Brassicaceae. Bases 180 to 824 code for a protein of 214 amino acids.
CUCAAAGGUCCAACGGAUUUGAAAAAAAAAAAAAAAAUGACCACUGAUUAAUAUCCACAGCAGACAAAGGCACUCAUAAACAUUUUAUAACUUUUGUGGCCUAUAAAUGCAUACAUCCACAUUCAUGUCGGUAUUUACAAUUUCAUAUCAAUAGUUACGUAUAAACAUAUAAUCAGAAAAUGGUGGUCAAAGUAUAUGGGCAGAUAAAAGCAGCUAAUCCACAAAGAGUAUUGCUCUGCUUUUUGGAAAAAGACAUCGAGUUUGAAGUAAUUCAUGUCGAUCUCGAUAAACUUGAACAGAAAAAACCACAACAUCUUCUUCGUCAGCCGUUUGGUCAAGUUCCAGCUAUUGAAGAUGGAUAUCUGAAGCUUUUUGAAUCGCGAGCCAUAGCGAGGUACUACGCGACAAAGUAUGCGGACCAAGGAACGGACCUAUUGGGCAAGACUUUGGAGGGACGAGCCAUUGUGGACCAGUGGGUGGAAGUUGAGAAUAACUAUUUCUACGCUGUGGCUCUACCCUUAGUUAUGAACGUCGUCUUUAAGCCCAAGUCUGGUAAGCCAUGCGACGUCGCUUUGGUUGAGGAGCUAAAGGUCAAGUUCGACAAGGUCCUGGAUGUGUAUGAGAACCGGUUAGCUACGAACCGGUACUUGGGCGGUGAUGAAUUCACAUUAGCUGAUUUGAGUCAUAUGCCCGGUAUGAGAUAUAUCAUGAAUGAAACCAGUUUGAGUGGUUUGGUUACGUCUCGAGAGAAUCUCAACCGGUGGUGGAAUGAGAUUUCGGCUAGACCGGCUUGGAAGAAGCUCAUGGAAUUGGCUGCCUAUUAAUUUGUCUAGUAGUUCUUGUAGUCCUCCGUUAAUGGCUUGAGUCAAGCCGCUUGACGCUUGUACUCCAUUCAAAUAUUUGAUGAUAUACUAAUUUAAAUUUGGAUCGUCUA